Molecule: messenger RNA, 399 nt
Organism: Eucalyptus grandis
Lineage: Eukaryota; Viridiplantae; Streptophyta; Magnoliopsida; Myrtales; Myrtaceae
Product: transmembrane 9 superfamily member 3-like
Exons: 2
Coding region: 39-365 (108 amino acids)
Biological process (GO): protein localization to membrane
Cellular component (GO): membrane
Source: RefSeq, a predicted model, not a curated record
ACCCUAAUGAGGUAGUGGAGUUGGCUGAAGGCAGGGAUAUGGAAAUAGAGCUACAGUACAUCGUGCAUUGGAUAGAAACAAAUGCACAUUUCCAUGAAAGGAUGAAGAAGUAUUCAGUGCCACACAAUUCUUCAAUACACCAUUUUUCAACAUGUGUGACGUUUCUGAUUCUGUUUGGAUGCCUUUUAAUUUACUAUAUGAGAGUCAUCCAGAAGGAUUUCUAUGAUUUCAUACCCGAAGACACAGCAGUAGACAGAGAGCAGACAGGAUGGAAGUGCAUCCGUUCUGAUGUCUUCCGGUAUCCAAAUAACGGGUCUUUGUUUGCUGCAGCCCUCGGUUCUGGUGCUCAGCUGUGCAUUCUGUGAGCUUCUUAACCAAUCAAUGCAUCUGAGAUCAUCU